GAACAUUUCAUUCCCUAGUUAUGUCACUGUUUUAUUUCGGAUAUUGAUCUGUUUAGAAAUGCAUCUUGCCACCUAAUAUUUAAUCGCACUAGAUCUACUCAAUUAUUCAAUUAAUAUUUUCGAAAUGUAAUUAUGAAUUAUCGUUGUUGUUUUUAUUUCAUUCAGGAUCAGUGCAGUAGGGCCGGGAAGGAGUAUUGAUCAGUUAAAAAAGAAGUGGACGGAUUUAAAGUCUGCAGCAAAGAAGAACGAGAUAAAGCGGAGGCAUUUUGCUGCCGGGACAGGUGGGGGUCCUGGGCCCCAAGAGCCAACUGAUGUAGAGAUGAAGAUCCUGAGUGUAAUCCCCGAGGAAAUGGUAACAGGGGUUGCUGGUGGAGUGGAUGUUUUCGAAGACUCAUGCAAGCCUCCUGCUGUCAAAAAGUAUAGGCCAUCUGAGCCUUCAGGGUCAACUUUCACCGCCAACUGUUCAACGCAUCAUGACAUAAGUAUCAGUGAGGCAGAGGCCAAUGGCAAAGAAGACAGUAACACAGAAUCAAGACCUACACCAUCAAAAAGAAAUGACAUUGCUCAUCAGAUGCUUGAAGAGCAAAAGAAACAAAACGAGUUCCUGGCAAUGAUUAAUUUCAACCUUGCAGAACUUGUGAGCUUGAAGAGGACAGAAGUCCAAAUUCUGUCAGAAAAACAUCUGAACAAGACAUUUUUUUAAAUUUAAAGACAGUGAAUACUUGAAUGAAAGGGAGUGAAAAUAGUUUAUUGGUUGUUAAUAUUUAUGAUAAACAUAAUAUAAAUGUGUACAUAUUAUUUAUAUAUCAUAAUGUACAUGGUUAACUUUACUUGCUAGAAUGUCAUUAUGGCAUACAUACUAAAAGUUUAACUAUAAUAUGUUCUUUUAAAUCAAUUUCAAUCAAAUUACUUUCACUCCCUUUCAUGUUACAUUACAGUUUAGUUCAUUUAAUACAAUCAUAAAAACUAAGGAAAAAUCCCAUUACAUUUCAUAAGUGCAUAUACAUGUAAAUUAUAACCUCUUCAAGCUUACAAGUUCUGCUGUAUGAUCUGUUUGAAAAUAUUUCUCCAUAAAAAGAGUGCAAUUAAGUUAUGUCUAACAUUGUCAUCAACGAAUGUGAUAACCUAAAGACAUUUUUUUCAUUUCCUUUAAUACAUGCUUUUGCUUAUUUUUCAAGUGCAAUACAACCAUCAUAAUUUUACUAGUUUUACACUAGUGUAAUUUAACUUGAUAUUAAAGUUGCACUCUAACAGAUUGAAAGUUUUGACUACUAUGACAUUUUUUGUCUUGGAACAAGCCAUUUUUGUGAACAUCCAAAGAAACCAUCUAUAUAAGAAAGCUGAUAAAAUCACAAUAUCUUAUAUUCAAAUAAAAAAAUCUGAUGUUUAUUCAUUUUUUUAAACAAUAAGUAACAGCCAUAAAACAUCAAUUGCCAACCGGAAAUAUGACAAUCUGCAUUCUGAUCUUUUGUUAGCAAUCUUUUAUCAUUGGCUUUCAGACAUUUAAACAAAGA
This is a messenger RNA of Mya arenaria, 1514 nucleotides long. RefSeq lists its product as uncharacterized. The coding region runs from base 320 to 703 and encodes 127 amino acids. The transcript is spliced from 6 exons. Lineage: Eukaryota; Metazoa; Mollusca; Bivalvia; Myida; Myidae. The record is from RefSeq and is a predicted model, not a curated record.